Messenger RNA from Serpula lacrymans var. lacrymans S7.9, 5112 nucleotides. RefSeq lists its product as uncharacterized. The record is from RefSeq and is a predicted model, not a curated record. The coding region runs from base 1 to 5112 and encodes 1703 amino acids. Lineage: Eukaryota; Fungi; Basidiomycota; Agaricomycetes; Boletales; Serpulaceae. The transcript has 20 exons.
AUGGCUGCUCCGCUAUUGGCCGCUAUACUGGAGAGUGUUGAUAUUGCGUCCUCAUCUUUAUCUACGAUACACCGUACCUGUCGUUUGGUCAACCUGCUGGUGACGUCGAAGAGGGAUGCUCACCUAGACGUGCUUGAAGUAGUUGCGUAUCACACUGCCAAGACGAGACGCGCAGCUCUCAGUCUUCUUCAUACUUUCUGGCCCAAGGCUCUUGGUCAUCCUGUUGUCAGCAAGCCACUGCCUUUAUUUAGUUACGCUCAAAAAUUAAUCGAGGGAGGCCAUGUAGUGUCUAAGUGUUUUUCUCACAACUCGUGUUUGGAUAAGGCCACUUCUCCAAAUCUUCAGCGUUGCCGCCACGCAGAUUUGGAUUCAAGUUAUAUCACCGUUGAUUUUUCGCUGGUGCGCCGUUCGUUUACUGACUACUACAGAGACAUCUGCAUGUCACCAGAAGAACUUAUCAAACGAACGUAUGAAGAAGUAUCCGUGUUUUAUACGGUUCUUUGGACUCAGCUUCAGUUAUUCAACCAUGGCGUGGCUCAUGGCACGAUUAUAAUCGAAAAUAAAGGAAGCGAUGAUCAUGAGGCGGUAGCAUUCGAGCUGCAGUAUUAUGUUGAACUCUACGAGCCUCAUCUCUUACCCGGAAAACUUCCAGUUUCCGCUAUUCUAGGAGAAUAUUUUGAAGAAAACGCUACCGCUCCAUCUUCCUACUUCCUGUUUGAUUGGUCUAACCUGACAUAUAUUGCUUCCAUCAUCAAGUCACCUUACGAACAGCACCAGCCCUCCUUCGAUGCUUCUCACGACCUUUUGAAUGUCGUACAAGCCGAAGGGCUUCAACAGGACGUACCUGAUAAUCCGCGACAUCCGUUCGAGGUUGUUGCCCUUGGACAUAUGCGUGAUUGCUUGGGCUACGAAUUCAAUCUAUUUUCCGACACCGCCGCACGCCUUUGCCUUUCACACCUGCACAGUCUGGGUUUUUUUACUCGCUCAGAUUCGAAGCCAAUUUUGUUUCACGGUCCUGUAAAAGAAGACAUUCAAUGCGAAUCUCCUCUCCCACUCGGCUUUGACUUGUCUACCGACGUGGAAACGCUCGUUUCUGCGAUUGAAGCCUGCCUUUCUGAUAUAGACUUGUCCGUCAAUGAGAUGGGCCUAUUGCUUCUUGUCCGCAAAUUUUGGCCAAAUGGCAUGGCUUCCGAAUAUGCGUGGCGCAGACUAAGUCAAACGGUACUGUUGUGGAUACUUCAGGAGGACGACAAUAUGGCCACUAUAGUUCGUGACUAUAUAUCGCAACAUCGACCUCUUCCAGGUAUCCGUUCUCCAGCUGAAACGCCUCCUUGGCCUGCUCCGAACUCUCAAAGAAGGGCACCUGCCACUUCUUUCAAUAAUGGUGGUGAUUACGUUGCUUCAAGACAAGCCCUUUUGGGCAGGUAUGUUGGUCAAUGGUUAUUGGCGCUUCACAACCAACGUAUUGAGGACUAUGCGAAAAUCAUAUUCUGCGCAAUCAAAGAAACUGCGAAGGGUUCCACGAUUGGUACCGCUCUUUUACCGGGGGAAUAUUCAAGUCUUCGCGAGAAGUCACUCCCUUCUUUGCAACGGCUUUUUAAUCGGGAAGCAGAAACGACGAGUCGUUUCAGUACCAUUAUCGAUGCAACAUUGACUUCUGCGGAUACAUCUAGUUUAUAUAGCAUUGAUCCGUGGCGUAUAGUUCACAAAACAGCGCUCGAGAGCCGGGAAGGUUUCUCUCGUAGCCUGAACUGGCUUCGUUUAUUUGCUAGGUCUGGCGUAGACAUAACCGUCCCCACUUUUGUUGAGUUUGCAUCUCGGGCAAGAGUGCAUGCGUCUUCUCUCGCAGAUUGUUCUAUCCUGGUGGAUGCCGCGUUCCUUUCAACCUGGCUACGAUCAAUGGGUCGCCAGGAGCUACAAUCGAUAUUUUCUCCUCUUCAUUCCUACCUGAGCCCUCCAAUUAUGCAGCAAAUGAAGUCUGGAAACGCUGAACUCGCCCAGGUGGACUUGCUUCGGAAAUCUCUGGCUACUUGUCUUCUACUGUAUGGAUGCGAGCGGAGUUUUCUCCGAUCCCUUGGUCUUGUCACAAAAGAUGAUAUAUCGUACCUUCCAUCCAGGAGAAAAACUAAUACCCGUGCCUCUAAAGCAUCAGAUCCUAUAAUAGUCGACAGUGCGUUCAUCAAUAUUUUGGGCGACUAUGUUGCCACUGGUAUAGACGAAGUUGCGGGUUUGGUUGCCAAGUUCUUGUAUGCUUUCAUAUCACAUGCGCCACUGGUGGAAUCCUACGAAGUCGAUAAUUUUAUACUUCGCAAUGGCAGUGUCUUAUGUUCGUGCAUUUGGCAAUUUUAUGAUAUCCAGAGUCAUGAACUAUCAAGCAUCCGGAUGGCCCUUCUACUACGCGUUUUGGUGGUUGAUACACAUCCUUUCCAAGCUAUUCUGAAUGAACAUUUCCAGUCGGGCGGAAAUUGGCGGUUGAGAUUCCUGGCCCUUAUGCGGAUAUUCCGCAUUAUCCUUGAUGUGACUAGUCCUGCCUUUCACGUUGAGGGUAGGCAAUGGAGGUCUAGCACACUGGAAAUAUAUUACCAUUAUUUCAAAGCCGGAUGGGCAGACGAACAGGAAGAAAUCAGGGUCGCAAUUGAUACGUGGUCUCAAACGCUACUCCCAGCGCACUUCGAAGCGAUCUCCUAUUGCUGGAACGAAGCCAUUGGCAUAGCGCCAAUCUCGGAGCGCGUCAGACUAGUGUCGUUCCUCAUACAGCUUCAUCCACACUUUCCAAGUUGGAAAGUCAUAUCGUGGGACGUCAUUAUCGAAACUCUUCUCGAGGAUGAAUACUUGCAGAAGAAUGGUGAUGACGAGGAUGGGCCUGCUGCUGCACAUCUAUCGAUGUAUGGCCUGUCCUCUGAAAAAGGCCAUCAACUUUCAGAUACAGAUCCAGAGAUAUCGCAGCUUCGCGUAUCUAUUGUGCUAUUAAGUUUAAAGAUGUUAGCAAGUGGUAUCGAGAUAGAUGUUUUCUCAUUACUUAAACUCAAACUUCACUUGGUCAAGAUCGUAGGGUUUGAGGACGUCGCUCUCGUACCAGCAACCAAUGGGCGUACAUUCCACAUCCAAUUCGGGGACCUCGAAGAUAUUCCUGAAGACGCAUACCCUUGCAUCGACGAAUUUCCGGCAAUCCUUGAUGCUCGUCAUGCCUUUGAUUUACCACCAUCUGCUAUGGCCAGUCCAUUUACAAGUGACGACAAUCCUUCACCUGGACUUAUUGGGACAGUUCUAGUAGAUGUUGUGCUGGCUACAUUUUGCUCUAUCUCGGAUCCCUUCCUGUUGCCAGUGCUUUCCAUGAAGAACUUAUUCGAGUCACUCAUGAUCAUCAUAUACAAACAUGAUUUCGAUAGCACGGCUCUGAAGCACCUGGAUUUUAUGUUACGCAAGGCCAUGCGUAAAACGCUCGAAUUCCUGCUGCUCGACCUAAGCUACGAAAUGCGCCAACUUGCCUUGUCUAUUGUCCAAGCAUACACAAAGAGAUUUUCAUUCAUAUCUGGGAGCUUAGUCAUUGAGUCUGUAGAGAAGGCUGUUGCACUGGUUGUAUCCUUAGACCACAACGGCGAAGACAUGCUUGUCUCUCAAGCAAGGGCAUACAUUGAGAAUACUCUCAACAUGCUAACAUCCAGCGGCAUCUUCUGCGGUUUAUGCAAGCGAAACCUCGAGCCAGAAUUUUUCACAGUCCUCAAGCACAUCGUCAGUGUGAAUGCGAAGGCUAAUUCGCAACCCUCCGAACGUCUGAGCGAGCGGUUGCUUCAGAGUGUAUUGUCACAGCCGCUGGACGCCAACUGGAGCAUUACACAGCUUGUGGUCGACAACGUUCAUUCAUAUGUCAAACUUGUGCAUCAUGAAGAUUAUGGGGAUUUAUUAACAUAUCACUCAGAUAUCGGUGGUUGGUUGACCACAGUGGCGCGUCGCAUGAGCUAUGAAACGCUACUAAGCAUUAUGAAUACCACGUCAGAUCUCUAUAGGGACCAUCAGAGUCGAUCCAUAAAUGCUGGAAACCAAGCGCAGGCUAAUGAAGUCGCACUAGCUAUGUUGGAUGUUCUGGAAGACAUCUUACGACUCAAGGCCAGGGUCUCGCCAUCAACCCUCACUGCCAUCGCCGAGACCAUUCUCUCAACAGAUGUUAACACUUACACAAGUGUCGAUCAGUCUUUCUUUGCCGUGCUCCGCAAUUUGGCAAGUUCUGGUCUCUACUUCCUACAAAACCACGUCUGGUCAAGUACGAUUUGUGACGAAGAACUAUCUGCUUCACUCGCUGUAGCAAAGAUCAUACUGCGCGCCGCAGAUUUUAGUCCUACCAAAUUUUCACGCAUAAAUACAAGUAUGCGGACAUGGAACGUCUUGACUCUAGCCGCACUGUCGGAUACAUCAGGGCAGCACGGAACCAUUCUCUUUCCACACUUUUCUGCCUUCACGCCUGCAUAUUAUGCCUCCUUGGGCACUUAUGUUCAUGCUAGAGCCCUACCUCCAGAAUCUGCUGUGGCCGAUAUUGAUCACGCGUAUCUUUCUAUAAAACUGUGGCUUCUCCUUGCCCAAACCAUGUCACUAAGUAACGAUAAAGUGGAUCCAGGGGCACUUUCUGUAGCUCAAGAUGACCGCGCAGACCUUGCUAUAAAAACAGUAUGGAACGAGCUCUGGCCCCCAUUCGAGAGCAUAGUGGAGAGUUGCAUACAGACAGAAAAUUCGCUGACUACCGUGGAUCAGCCCUUGGCGACCAUUGUGUGCUCAUCUGUAGCCAAUCUAUUUCUUUUGGUAUACCAGUUGCGCUGCGGGAUCUCGCUGGACGCAUUAUCCCAAGCUCCACUUUUGACACGUCUGCAAAGGCAGCAUAGAAAAAUAUCCGCGAUUAACAAGGUCAGUUUCAUUCCUAUGCCUUGCUUGCCAUCUCUCAUGCAAUUACAGUUGUCUCGCGCCAUGGGUGGAGAACCUCUCCCUGACAUACAGCUUGAUGUAUUGUUAGAUCAGGCCACGAAAGACCUCGCGAACGCAGAAAAACUGCGGAUAUUAGAUCGAGAAUCGCAGAGGCCGCCUCCAGACCGACAGCGUAGAGAUGUACGUAUUCCCACAUAG